AACGAACGUGCCGCGGCAAGCCGGCAACCCAGCCCACCACCACUUGCGGAACGCCGCAGCCCCCUCCCCUCCCCUUUGGCUUCGCGGCGCCCACACGGCGACGCCUUGGAUUCGCACACUGCGACCCGGCGCACACAUCGCACCAACCGGCUCGCCCGCGUCUCGCUCUCGCGGUCGGUCUCGCCUCGUAGCAUCCGACGCGCCACGCCGGCCGGCCGGCUCCCGCGGCCGCGCGCGAGGCGAUGCCCGGCCCGAUCGCGGCGUGCUUCCGCUGCUCGGCGGCGGCGGCGCCGUCCUCGGGCGCGGGCGCGGCGGGGCCCAGCCUGGCGACCUCCGUCUACGAGACCCACCUCGGCCUCGUCGCGCUCUCCUGGUCCCGCACCUCGCUCGGCCUCUCCCUCCGCGCCGAGCUCCGCCUGUCGCCGCCUCCCAACUCCGCGCCCGGCUCCUCCUCCUCGGCGUCCGGGGCGGGCUACCUCGACGACGACGCGGACGAGGAGGAGGCCACCCUCGCCUUCCGCGCCCGCCCCUGGCUCCUCUGGCGCCGGCGCGGGUCCCGCCGGUUCUGCGCCGGGGACCGCCUCGUCGACCUCGCCUGGGACCUCUCGCGCGCGCGGUUCCCGGGCUCCGGGUCCCCCGAGCCCUCCUCGGGCUUCUUCGUCGCCGUCGUCGUUGACGGCGAGAUGGUCCUCGCGGCCGGGGACCUGCCCGACGCGGCCUACCGGAGGACCCGCGCCCGGCGCCCGCCCGGGAGCCAGCGCCCCGUCCUCCUCUCCAGGCGGGAGCACGUCUCGCUGCGCGACGCCGGCGCCGGCCGCGGCCGCAGCCACACGACCUGGGUGACCGUCCAGGGCAAGGAGCGGGAGAUCUCCGUGGAUCUCGUGGCCCGCGGCCGCGGCAGGGACAAGGAGAAGGAGAAGGAGCGGGCGGACGUCGGCAUGUCGGUCUCCGUCGACGGCGAGCUCGUGCUCCACGUCCGGCGGCUGCGCUGGAAGUUCCGCGGCAGCGAGCGGGUCGACCUCGGCGGCGGCGACGGCGUCCAGGUCUCCUGGGACCUCCACAACUGGCUCUUCCCCCCGCGCGAUCCGCCCCCCGCGGACGCCUCGGCGCACGCCCACGCCCACGCGGUGCUCGUCUUCCGGUUCGACCUCGCCAGCGUAGGCGGCGUGGAGCGCGACGCGGAUUUGGGGAAGGAUCCCUCCCCCGACAAGGCCGCGCGGAGGAACGCGGGUGUCUGGGGAGGCUACCUCGCGCGGUGGGGGCAGCGGGACUGGAGCGAGGCGGGCAGCAACGGGGAGCAGCGGAAGGGGCGAGCGCGGAGGCUCGCCAAGGAGAGCUCCUCGUCCUCGGCGUCCGUGGCGUCCUCGACGGCGUCGUGGGCCAGCGGCUCCACGGUGAUGGACUGGGCCAGCCCCGAGGAGGCAGAGAUGCAGCGUGGCGACGGGUUCUCGCUGCUGAUCUACGCCUGGAAGAGCUAACGCCGCCGCCGCCGCCGGCGCGGCAUUGCUCGGAUCGGUGGCGAUGGUAAAUUUUUCUCCGGAUUGUUGUAGGUUGCAGUAUUCCUGUGCCGUUAGAAGCCUCGAGGGAUUGAAUUGAAGCUUGGAUUACAGUAGCGCCAUUGCUAAGUGAGGUGUGAGCAACUAGGUUUGAAUCCCCGCCCCCCCCCCCCCAACCACCCCAAUUACUAGUGAAAUUGGCGUCUCUUGGUAGAUUAGUGGAUCAGAUUUAGGACAUUUUGAACAGAUUGCAGUCAGUUUUUUUACCUUAAAUUAUCAAUGACAGCUGCCCCAGCGUCUUGUUUUGUGCUAUUGUGUAUCUCAUCUGCCACAUACACCUGCUCAAAAGCGAAUCAAAUCUAGUAUCAAUCAAUUAGCUGUCGCA
Messenger RNA from Panicum hallii, 1881 nucleotides. RefSeq lists its product as uncharacterized. The coding region runs from base 243 to 1478 and encodes 411 amino acids. The record is from RefSeq and is a predicted model, not a curated record. Lineage: Eukaryota; Viridiplantae; Streptophyta; Magnoliopsida; Poales; Poaceae. The transcript has a single exon.